AUGGCUCCCACUGCUCAUCUGGAGCUUCUGGCGAAAUUGUACGAUUUGAACAGGAAGCUACCCGACCAUCCACUGAUCACUUGCGACCUGCCACCAGCUCCUAUCACAGAGGUACUAGCUGAACAAGAAGUUCUGCAACAACGACCAGUAGGGUUGACAGUUGACUGGGCGAUAGUCGAGCCAUUGGAUGACGAAUUUUAUGAGCGCCACUAUCAACUUGUUAUCGAAGAAGUACCCAAAAUCUGUCGAUGUUGA
Messenger RNA from Haemonchus placei, 255 nucleotides. The record is from the annotation of a GenBank genome assembly. NCBI's taxonomy places the organism in Eukaryota, Metazoa, Nematoda, Chromadorea, Rhabditida, Trichostrongylidae.